GAAAAUCGUCGGCACUAGUGUGUUCACUUUUUCUCUUUCUGUUGUUGAGUGUUGUACUCUGUACUUUAACAUGUUCAGGUCUUCUUCUUCAUAAUCUAAUUACAAACAUAAUCUACUCUUUCUUCUUCCAUGGCUGAAGCCACCAAGUACUCGCCCAUCGGUGCUGCUUCCAACAACAACCUCAACCUCGGCACCGACCUCAAGACUCUCUUCCCCGUUCUCAAGACCAGAAGAGCCGUCACUUUCGCCUACGCUUUCACCAUCUUCUUUGUUGCCGUCACCAUCUUCCUUGCUUUCUCUCCUUCUCAAAACGCUUCUUCUCCUUGGUUCACCAACAUCUUCUCCUCUUCCACCCUUCCCACCGCUCCUUCCUCCUACAAAUCACAGUUAUCUUCCGUUUUCUCUUACUUCUUCAACACCACUUCUUCUAAUGAUGAUGAUAACAAUAACAAUCCUUUUUACCCUCCUGAUCCAUUCACCAACACUACUUCUUCUUUUACUUCUACUUCUAGAUCUGCCAAUGCCACUUCUCAAACUCAUGAUAACACAACAAGAGCAGAGCCACUUCAACCUGCAACAACCGCUUUACACAACACCACUCUUGUAACUUCCACCACCACCAACAAUUCUUCUCAAUCUCGUGCUGACACCUUCAAGGUAAAGCCACCACCCCUUAAGCAAGAAUCAGAUGCUGCAAAUCACACAAGCAAAACCGGUGGAGCCAAGGUUGAAACCACGGCGAAUCUAACUUCAAAUGCUGUUUCAGCACCUGCACCUGCUGCAAGUCAUGUUCCGGUGGGGACACCUCAUCAGAAUCUGAGUUCUGUUUCUGCUCCUGUGAAGGCCAAUUAUUCCGUGAAGGGUGUUGUGUCAGGGAAUUACACGGCUUCCCUGGCGAAGAAGCAGAGUUAUGAUGAAUUGAUGGAGUCACUUGCCAAGUGUGAUUUUUUCCAUGGAGAAUGGGUUAAGGAUGACAGUUACCCUCUAUAUAAACCGGGUUCUUGCCCUCUGAUCGAUGAACAGUUCAAUUGUAUUGGGAAUGGAAGGCCUGACAAAGAUUAUCAGAAGUAUAAGUGGAAGCCCAAGGAUUGCACCCUCCCAAGGAUGGAUGCACAUCGGAUGCUGGAUUUGUUGAGAGGGAAAAGAUUGGUUUUUGUUGGUGAUUCACUCAAUAGGAAUAUGUGGGAGUCUAUGAUUUGCAUACUGAGAAAUGCUGUGAAGGAUAAGAAGAAGGUUUAUGAAGUAAAUGGAAGAGUCCAUUUCAGAGGGGAAGCCUCUUAUUCAUUCAUAUUCAAAGAUUAUAACUUCACAGUGGAGCUUUUUGUAUCACCAUUCUUGGUUCAAGAGUGGGAAGUGCCAGACAAGAACGGAACGAAGAAGGAAACGCUUCGUCUCGAUUUAGUUGGCAGAUCUUCAGAUCAAUAUAAAGAUGCAGAUAUCAUUGUCUUCAACACUGGUCAUUGGUGGACUCAUGAUAAAACUUCCAAAGGGAAGGACUAUUACCAAGAAGGUAGCCAUGUCUAUAAUGAACUAAACGUCCUCGAGGCAUUCCGAAGAGCGAUAACUACUUGGAGCAGGUGGGUUGAUGCCAAAGUAAACCCAUCCAAGUCUAUGGUCUUCUUCAGAGGCUACUCUGCUUCCCAUUUCAGUGGUGGACAAUGGAAUUCGGGUGGAGCAUGUGAUAGUGAAACCGUGCCUAUAGACAAUGAGAAGUACCUAACAGAAUACCCUCCUAAAAUGAGAGUUUUGGAGAAGGUGCUGCAGAAUAUGAAAACUCAUGUCUCUUACCUUAACAUCACUCGAAUGACGGAUUUCCGGAAGGAUGGUCAUCCCUCGAUAUACAGGAAGCAAAACUUAUCACCGGAGGAAAGGAAAUCGCCAUUGAGAUACCAAGACUGCAGUCACUGGUGCCUUCCGGGGGUUCCAGAUGCAUGGAAUGAGAUCCUCUAUGCUGAACUUCUGGUGAGGCAGUACAAAAAAAAGCAACAGCAGAAGAAAGCAUAGGUAUUAAACCACUCAUUACCAAUGUUCUUUCCCACGAUGAGUUUAAGCUGAAAGCUUAAGCUUUAUACAGAUGCAAUAUACCAUUUUUGUCCCAUCCAUUUUCUUGGAUAGGGAAAGCAAGAUUCCAUAUAGAGAAUUCCUUUUCCACAUCUACAUUUUCCAAGGUUCAUAUAGUUAAUGUCAAGUGCAAAGAUAUAUAUACACAUAUAUUACCUUGAAACUCUGCAAUAAAUUUGUCCAUAUGAGAAGCGUAGGUUUGUAAGGCUGGUGGUGUUUCUUAUUGCAAAUCAUCUCCUUGCAUUGAAAAGUUGAUCCUAUUGUACAUCUCAAAUCAAUUAGAUUUUGUUUAUUUUUAAUGUAAUCAAAUUAUUUAAAUAUAAUAUGUUCUUGGAGGUUCUA
Molecule: messenger RNA, 2403 nt
Organism: Arachis stenosperma
Lineage: Eukaryota; Viridiplantae; Streptophyta; Magnoliopsida; Fabales; Fabaceae
Product: protein trichome birefringence
Exons: 5
Coding region: 130-2004 (624 amino acids)
Cellular component (GO): Golgi apparatus
Molecular function (GO): O-acetyltransferase activity
Source: RefSeq, a predicted model, not a curated record